Colossoma macropomum (tambaqui) is the source of this 6281-nucleotide messenger RNA. It is a transcript of the gene prex2, whose product is annotated as phosphatidylinositol-3,4,5-trisphosphate-dependent Rac exchange factor 2. Gene Ontology annotation, molecular function: protein binding; guanyl-nucleotide exchange factor activity. The transcript is spliced from 40 exons. Gene Ontology annotation, biological process: intracellular signal transduction. The coding region runs from base 342 to 5114 and encodes 1590 amino acids. Lineage: Eukaryota; Metazoa; Chordata; Actinopteri; Characiformes; Serrasalmidae. The record is from RefSeq and is a predicted model, not a curated record.
UGAAGGGAGGAUGGAGGGCUGAAGGGAGUCACAUGGACCAAAACUUUCUGACUGAUGUCCACAAGACACUGUUGCUUGUUUUGUCCUCUCUGAGACUUACUGCUUCACCCCGAAGCGCCCAAAGUACGUUAGGAAGUUAGUAAACUGGACUUUAGCGUUAGCUUUAGCAUUGUUUAUGUUGUUUUGUAUUAAACUGUAGCGGCACUGCGGUGAACUUCAGCGUUGUUUCAGCAUGUUUUCAACUUGGAGGCUGUCGACGGAUGGUUUGAAGUUGUAAUUUUUGACAGAACGGAUUCAUACGAGUGAUUUGGUCGCUUUUAAUCGCACAGAGAGGAGUUAUAAUGACUGAGGAAGGUAAAGCAGAGCAGCGGACUGAGAGCACCGAGAAGCAGCUGCGGCUGCGCGCCUGCGUGCUGGGGGAGCUCCUGAAGACUGAGCGGGACUACGUGAACACGCUGGAGUUUCUCUCGGUGUUUCUUCAUCGACUCAACCAGUAUGCCGCCACUAAAAUCGAUAAGAACAUCACUGAAGAGACUGUUAAGGUGCUAUUCUCUAAUCUGGAGGAGAUUCUGAUUGUGCAUAGAGAUUUCCUGGCCAUGGUAGAGGAGCUGCUGCAGCCGGACCCCCAUCCGCACCAUGAAGUGGGACGAUGCUUCCUGCACUUUAGAGACAGGUUUCAGAUUUAUGAUGAGUACUGUGGAAACCACGAAAAGGCCCAGAGGCUGCUGCUGGAGCUCAAUAAGAUCAGGAGCGUUCGCACGUGUCUUCUGAACUGCAUGCUGCUUGGUGGACGGAAGAACAUAGAGGUUCCGCUGGAGGGCUACCUGGUGGCUCCCAUCCAGAGGAUCUGCAAGUACCCCCUGCUGCUCCGAGAGCUGCUGAAGAGAACGCCAAAGAAGCACAACGACUACUCCCUGGUUCAGGAGGCCCUGCAGGUGAUGAAGGCGGUGUGUUCCAGCAUUAACGAGGCCAAAAGGCAGAUGGAGAAACUGGAGGUGCUGGAGGAGUGGCAGUCUCACAUUGAGGGAUGGGAGGGCUCUAACAUCACGGACAGCUGCACAGAGAUGCUGAUGCAGGGCGUGCUGCUGAAGAUCUCCGCCGGGAACAUCCAGGAACGCAUAUUCUUCCUCUUCGAUAACCUGCUGGUCUACUGCAAGAAGAAGAAUAGGCGUUUGAAGAACAGUAAGGCGGCCACUGAGGGCCCUCGGUAUCAGUUCCGGGGUCGAAUCAACACUGAGGUGAUGGAGGUGGAGAAUGUGGAUGAUGGUACAGCGGACUACCACAGCAGUGGCAACAUUGUCAACAACGGCUGGAAAAUCCACAACACGGCGAAGAACAAGUGGUUUGUGUGCAUGGCCAAAACGCCGGAGGAGAAGCAGGAGUGGCUGGAGGCCAUCUUGAAGGAGCGGGAGAGGAGGAAAACUCUGAGGUUGGGGAUGGAGCAGGAUACCUGGGUGAUGAUCUCAGAGAAAGGAGAGAAGCUCUACAACCUCAUGAGUAAACAGGGCCACCUCAUUAAGGACAGAAAGCGCAAACUCACCACCUUCCCCAAGUGCUUCCUGGGAAGUGAGUUUGUGGCCUGGCUGAUGGAGAUCGGAGAGACUGAUAACCCAGAAGAAGGAGUUCACCUGGGUCAGGCUCUGCUGGAGAACGGCAUCAUUCACCACGUCACAGAUAAGCACCAGUUCAAGCCAGAGCCGGUGCUGUAUCGCUUCCGUUUUGACGACGGCACGUACCAUCCUCGCAGCGAUAUGCAGGACGUCAUCUCCAAGGGUGUUAGGCUGUUCUGCAGGCUCCACAGCCUCUUCACGCCUGUGAUCAGGGAUAAAGACUACCAUUUAAGAACAUACAAAUCUGUGGUGAUGGCCAACAAGCUGAUAGACUGGCUCAUUGCACAGGGUGACUGUAGAACGAGAGAGGAGGCGCUGAUUCUGGGGGUGGAGCUCUGUGACAAUGGAUUCAUGCAUCAUGUGCUGGAGAAGAGUGAGUUUAAGGAUGAGCCACUGUUGUUCCGAUUCUUUGCUGAUGAAGAGAUGGAGGGCUCGAACACCAAGCACAAGCCCAUGAAGCACGAUCUGAAAAUAGUGGAGAACGUCAUCGCUAAGUCUCUGCUGAUCAGGCCUAGUGAUGGUGGAUACGGCUUCACCCUGGAGGAUCGUAACAGAGUGCCCAUCAUUAAGUCAGUGGAGAAGGGCUCCCAUGCAGAGAUGGCUGGGAUGGAGGUGGGGAAAAAAGUCUUUGCCAUCAACGGAGACCUGGUGUUCCUGAGGCCAUUUCAUGAGGUGGAGAGUUUCCUGAAGCAGUGCUUCAACAGCAAAGGUCCGCUCAGGGUGCUGGUCAGCACCAAACCCAGAGAGACGGUAAAGAUUCCGGACUCAGCGGAUGGUCUGGGCUUCCAGAUCCGUGGAUUUGGACCAUCUGUGGUUCAUGCAGUCGGCAGAGGCACGGUUGCAGCUGUGGCUGGACUGCACCCGGGUCAGUGCAUCAUUAAAGUCAACGGCAUCAACGUGAGUAAGGAGAGUCAUGCCAGCGUGAUCGCGCACGUCACCGCCUGCAGGAAAUACCGCAGACCCACUCAGCAAGACUCCAUAAAGUGGGUUUAUAAUAACAAUGAGAGCGCCCAGGAGGACCACCAGAAGACCAACCAAAAGCCCAGUUCAGAGGAGAACGGGGAUGUGUUUGAGUGCAAAGUGGAAGAGGUGAUGGACAAGUUCAACACCAUCGCUAUGAUCGACGGCAAGAAGGAUCACGUGAGCCUGACGGUGGACAACGUGCACCUGGAGUACGGUGUGGCGUACGAAUACGACAGCACUGCCGGCAUCAAGUGUCACGUACUGGAGAAAAUGGUGGAACCCAAAGGCUUCUUCAGCCUCACAGCCAAGAUUCUGGAGGCUCUGGCAAAGAAUGAUGAGGCUUUGCUGCAGACGUGUAGCCGGAUAAACUCCAGCACGGAGCUCAUCCCCGAGGACCUGCAGAACAGGUUCAGCUCCAUGUGCAGUGAGAGAUUGGAGCACAUCAACCGCCGCAUCACCAACUACAGGAAGUUUUCCCGGGUGCUAAAGAACAGAGCCUGGCCCACAUUUAAGCAGGCCAAGACCAAGGUGUCUCCGCUCCACAGCAGCGAUUUCUGCCCCACCAACUGCCACAUUAACGUGAUGGAGGUGUCCUACCCCAAAACCACCACAUCGCUGGGCAGCGCCUUCGGGGUCCAGCUGGACAACAGGAAGAACUCCACUUUGGAGAAAGCAAGCCGAAGCACAGAGCAGGGUAAGCUGAAUCCCAUGGUGUACGUCCAGCACUGUAUCGGCAGUAUGGCGGCUCCGUCGGGUCACAGUCUGGGCCGGACAGAGGGACACGGUCUGCGCUUCUUGCUGAGGGAGGAGGACCUGCUCACUGUGGACGCUUACCACAAACUCCUCACCAAACUGACCACUGUGGUGAAAGAGAUGGAGUGCUACGCUGCUCAGAUUCAUGAUUUGCUCUCCUCAAUCACUCACCCUAGCAGCAGUACUGAGUUGAAGGCGGAGGGAGUGAUCAGUGCAGAGUGUGAUGGAGAGAAAGGCGAGCGGAGAAGAGUUUGUUUUAAUACCGGAGAGGAGCAGGAGGACUCAGGACACGACACUAUCAGCAACAGAGACUCAUACAGUGACUGUAACAGUAACAGAAACUCCAUAGCCUCCUUCACCAGCAUCUGCAGCAGCCACUGCAGCUCAUACGUCCACAGUGAUGAGAUGGACUCAGGAGAUGAGAUGCCAGCCAGCGUGUGGAUAUCUCAUGACAAGCAGAAGAAGCUCCACAGCUUCCUGGAGCACCUGUUCAGCCAGGUGGACUCCAUCACAGGUCUCCUGAAGGGGGCGUCGGUAGCUCGGGCCUUUGAACAGACAAAGUGUUUCACUCCAGGACGAGGUCUUCAAGAGUUUCUCUCUGAUCUGGAGCCGAAGCUGAACUGUACGAAGAAACUGCGGCUUCACAUCAGACACGACCCCUGGAACCUGCCCAGCAGCGUCCACACACUCACACACACGCUCAGCAAGGCUGUGGAAGAGGUGAAGACGAGGCUAUUGUUGGUGUUACUCCAGUAUUCAGACUCGGAGGUGCAGUUGCGGAGGGAUAUGGUGUUUACUCAGAGUUUAGUUGGAGCAGUUUGCUGUUUUUCGGAGCAGUUUCUGGCCAUGUUGAAUCAGACUCUGAGUGGAGAGAGUGAGGGGCAGGAGAGCGCUCGCCGCUGGCUCGACCAGAUCUCCUCCACCGGCCUGCUCAUACACUUCCAGUCUCUACUCUCCCCCCACCUGACAGACGAACAGGCCAUGCUGGAGGACACUCAGGUGGCUCUGCUGGACCUGGAGAAGGUCACCUUCUACUUCAGACAGUUCGACGGGGAGCCGCUCGUCGCAAACAUGCCCAUCUCCUAUCAGGUGGAGGGUACGAGGCAGGCUGUGAAGGUGUUUUUCUAUCUGGAGGGUUUCUACUUCCAGCAGUUGCCCCAGAGACUGAGACACGGAGGAGGCUUCAAGAUUUACCCUGUUCUCUUCACUCAAGCAUUGGAGAGUAUGGAGGGUUAUUACUAUAGAGACAGUGUUUCUGCGGAGGAAUAUCAGGCCCAGAUUAAUGCAGCCUCUCUGGAGAAGGUCAAACAGUACUACAAACGACUCAGGGCCUUUUAUCUGGAUAAGUCUAACCUGACCCCGAGCUCAGCUCCCAAGGCUGCUUUCAUAGACAAGCUCCUGCGUCCUCUUAAUGCUCUCGAUGAACUCUAUAGGUUGAUGGAGGGCUUUGUGUGCUGUGGGCGGUCAGCUGCGUGCGGAGCAUCCGGGGUCGGGCUGAUCUCUGUGGCUUCAGAGCUCUGCAGUCGCCUGGGGGCCGCACACAUCCUCCUGUGUAACAGUGGAGUGCAUCGGUGUACUCUGAGUGUGACUCUGGAGCAGGCUCUCCUCCUGGCCCGCAGUCACGGCCUGCCGCCUCGGUGCAUCAUGCAGGCCACUGAUGUCAUGAGGAAACAGGGGGCCAGAGUGCAGAACUCAGCCAAAAACCUCGGAGUGAGAGACCGCACCCCAUCUUCAGUGCCAAGACUCUAUAAACUGUGCCAGCCUCCUCCCCCGGAUGGCGACCCUUGAACCUGAUCAGCCUGGAUGGAUAACACACACACACACUCACACCUCCUGAGGGGACCGUCUGGAAGUCCACCCACUCGCACCUUCCGCAGGAUCUGUCGUGCCUUGUUUCACCGCGAAGUGGUUUCCAGUGUACAUACUGUUGUUAUAGCUUUUUUAAAGCCCAUAUUGUUGUUGUUGUUUUGUUGCUGUUGUUGUUUUCGUUUUCUGUCCCCUUCUACAGAUCUGCAUCUCAUUUUAGAUUGAACAUCAAAACAAACUGUCCCUGUCUGUAGGCUGCUGUCAAACCCUUCACAUUAAUGUCAGUCAAACUACACUGAAAAGGGUAAUGCGGUGAAGUUACUUGAUUCAUAAGGGUGCGUCAUUUCUACAUGAAAAAAAAUCAUAAACUGGGGAUGCAAACUUUGGCAAAUUUGACUCAUAACUGACUGUCAAUAGUCAGCACUUAGCCAUGCUCUAAGCCAGUGUACAAUUCUUGUUGUAUGCACACUUAUGAGCACACAAAUCAACAUCACUGAGUAUUGUAUUAUUGCCCUGAUACAUAAAAAGGGUUCCUUGUGUGGAUCGUGGAACAUAGUACUGAUGGCUGAGGUCAAGCAUAAGUGUGAAUAUGAAGCCUGAAAGUGUAUUAAAUAUAGCCUAUACAACCCUGCAGUUGUGCGAUCAUUGUCUUGAAUGAUUAUUUUUAGCAGCACGGUUCAUUUUAGUAGGCCUAACUAGGAAAAAAGAAAUGCCUAUAGCGCCCUCAAGCAUAAAACAUUAAUGUUAAAAACGUUCCUCAAAUUGAACGAUAAACCUCUUCAAACAGGAACUGUUGUUUAUUGGAAAUGAAAUUCUAUUAAAGGGUAAUUUGGCUGUUUUUUUCUGCCCAGUUUGGUCAUUCAGAUAUAAACAGUCAUGUCAUUCAGAGUGGUUUGAUGUGAAAUGGUUCGUUUUAGAAAAAUCUCAAUUACACAAAUGCAUUUAGUUUCAAAAAACCACCAGUGACCCUAGAUGUGUCUUCUGAGUUUUACAUGUAUGGUAAAAUAGUGUUAAAUCUGAACACUGUGUCUCAGGCCUCAGGCUUCAUAUUCAUAACCAUUUUAUAUAAUAGCUUUCUGUGAGGGAGCUUUCAGAAGCAGAACUUUUCAGAUGUCUGGUUCCUAUCAUCACCACUGUGAACAAUUCUGA